AUGAGUGAAGUUAAUUCUGAAGAGGAAAUAGAUGAGUAACACCCUACAAAAAUAACUGAUACCUCUCCAAUCAAAAAAGGGGACUUCAUGACUUAUUCUCAAUUAUAGAAGAAGAUCAACAGUGUAAUACCUGAUGAAGAGACUGUCUCUUACAAUACAUCAGCUGUGCAGAAUAGUCAACUUACUUAUUCUAUGAGUUAAUUCGAAAAGUCAAAUCUUGUUAAAAUCGAAGAAGUUAAUGAGAGUUAACACUCUGUAUUUUCUUAAUUGCAGCAAUCUCAUUUUAUUUCCGAUAACAAAGAGAGCUAAAAAAGGGAUUAGGAAAUUGAGAUACUUAAGUAGUAAAAUGCUAAAUAAUAGAAAGAUAUUGAGGAACUUUAGGGGACUAUUUAAAAAUUGCAAGUCCUUCAAAAAGGAGAAAUUGAGUAAUUGCAUUGUUAAUUGGAUGAAAAGGAUAAAAUUAUAGCCAGAUUAACAUAAUUCGAAGCAUUUACAUAAGAAUAGCAGAAGAUGAUUAAUUAAAAAGAGAAGCAAUUAAAAGAUUUAAAAGAAUAAUAUGAAAUUAGAACUUACAAUUUAUAAUAGAUUGUUAAUGAUCAAACAGAAUCAAUUAAGACUUUGCAUAAAUAAAUUAGCCCAUCAAAUAAUAACUCUUAGAUUGUUCAUUCACCUAAUUUGGUUGAAAAGAUUCGUCUCAAACAAUAGAAUCUAAAAUCUUAAUUCGAAGAACUCUCUAAAUUAUAUGAUGAAGUUAUUUGUGAAACUCCACAAACUCCAACAUCUUCAAAGAAAUAAAUUCUAAUUAGAACCCCAUCAAAGUCGAUUCAUUUAAUUCAAUCCCCCUAGCAAUCGAAUUCUGAGCAAAAACCAACAUUAAUAUGA
Molecule: messenger RNA, 882 nt
Organism: Paramecium octaurelia
Lineage: Eukaryota; Ciliophora; Oligohymenophorea; Peniculida; Parameciidae
Source: the annotation of a GenBank genome assembly